Messenger RNA from Anguilla anguilla (European eel), 5350 nucleotides. Its product is annotated as solute carrier family 45 member 3. Gene Ontology annotation, molecular function: sucrose:proton symporter activity. The transcript has 5 exons. Gene Ontology annotation, biological process: transmembrane transport. Gene Ontology annotation, cellular component: membrane. NCBI's taxonomy places the organism in Eukaryota, Metazoa, Chordata, Actinopteri, Anguilliformes, Anguillidae. The coding region runs from base 1387 to 3108 and encodes 573 amino acids. The record is from RefSeq and is a predicted model, not a curated record.
GUUUUUAAAUUUGCAGUUCAUAUAGUUCAUGUACAGGCUGUGAGCGUUAAUGUUGGUAGUGCGCGUACGAUCACGCACGUUACGAGUGUUUCUCCCCAUUGUGACAACGAAUCUCUCGGUUGUUGUGAGUGGAAAUCGGCUCGAGAGGCUGCCUCUCCUCAGAUCAGUGUCUGUGUUGUUUUGGUUAGCUGCUCUGUUUGCCGUUUCACGCUCGGUGUUAUGAGCUGUAAUCCGCCAGCGUUCCUUUCGAUCAAUUGAUCUGGAAGUGCACAAAGUAUCCCAGUCGGUUAUUUAUAUGCUCUCGGUGAUAUGUGGCAAUACUAAAUCCAGUGUCGACAUGACAUUACACAAGGGAUUAGGAUCUAGAUUUCUCAAUUGAAGGCUCCUGCUGUCGGUAGUAAACACUGACCCAGCCAGGCAGCUUGUUUUGCCCUGACUUUGCUGAAAACUGGAGGGUCCUACUGAAAGCUGCCCUUGGAAAGUCUCUGAUUAUCUGAAAUAAAAUUUUAAAAAAUGAAAAACCAAAAAUGUAUCAUAUUUUGCGUAUUUAUGGGAAUAAUAUCAAGAAUAGUGUUUCCAGCUGAGACCGUUAUUGGCGUAGUUUAAGAUAUGGGUGGUGAACACUGUAUAUCAAAGAAGAAUGAGCUGGAAUUUCCUGACUGACAGAUUCAGGCUGUUGACCCUGUUGAUCUCGGAAGGUGAUACUAAGAUUAAAUGUGCACUAAGUGUUUAAAAAUAAAAAAAAGAAGGAAAAAAAAAAGGACAAAACAGGCACCACCUUUCUACCUGCAGGCUUAAUGGGCAGCUUUGCGCUCCUGCGUCGGCCAAAUCCACAACGGGACGCUGUGUGAGGGCGUGGGAGCGAGAAUGUCGAAAUUCAAGUUCCGAACGUCAGAGUCUGUCGUCAGUGCCGGCUCCCCAUUGGCUGAGCCCUGGUGCUGGCUCCCCACCUGUGUUCUCACAGCUCCGCGCGGCGUCUUUACGCCAGCCCUGGGGCCGCCUUUCUGCCUUUCCAAACGGCGGGAGCACUGAGUCACCACCGGUUUCCUCUGCAGUCAGGACUGCGCGUCUGCGGGAAAGGAAGGUACGCUCCUGAGAGGCGCCCUGCGCAACGGAACUGAGAGCGUCUGAAGCAGCGGCCUCCGCUCCAGCCAACCCUGGUCCGGGAGAGCUACAGGGGUCUGCUGGUUUUUUGUUUUCACCUUAAAAUCAGCACCCGGUUGAGACCCAAGACGAGACCAGCUGGCCGUUGAAGUUGACGAGAAGCCGUGGGAGUGCAUUCCGGAGAGCGGACAAUCGGCCUUUCGGACACUGUGAGCUUGGGGGGGGGGGAGUGUGGAGAGAGAGAGGCGGAGAGUCGGAGACACAGAAGGAGCGCCUUUGGUCAUGUGGACCAGGGUCGCUCAGCUGUUUCUGGUCAACGCCCUGUCCUGUGGCCUGGAGAUAUGCAUGUCCACCGGGACUAUCUACAUACCACCGCUGCUGCUGGAAGCCGGGAUGGAGGAGCGCUUCAUGACCAUGGUCCUGGGUCUGGGCCCGGUGCUGGGGCUGGUGUUCGUGCCCAUGAUCGGCAGCGCCAGCGACCGGUGGAGCGGGCGCUUCGGGCGGCGGCGGCCCUUCAUCUGGGCGCUGGGCGCGGGCGUGCUGCUCAGCCUGUGGCUGAUCCCCCGCGCGUCCAGCCUGGCCGCCCUGGUGGCGCCGCGCCGCCGCUUCCUGGAGGUGCUGCUGCUGGUGGCGGGCGUUAGCCUGAUCGAGUUCUGCGGCCAGGCCUGCUUCACGCCGCUGGAGGCCCUGCUGUCGGACCUGUUCCCCGGCGAGGAGGAGAGCCGCCGGGCCUUCUCCGUCUACGCGCUGAUGGUCAGCCUCGGCGGCUGCGUGGGCUACCUGCUGCCCGCCGUCGACUGGAACGCCGGCGCCCUGGCCGACUACGCGGGCGGCCAGGAGGCCUUCAUCUACGCCCUGCUCACCCUCAUCUUCCUCCUCUGCAUGCUGAGCACCGCCUUCAUCUCCGAAGAGCGGGGAGGAGGGGACGCGUCCAGGAAGCGGCCGGCCGCCGCUGCCGCCGUGGGCCCCCCCGCCGCGUGCUGCCUCCGCCCCGCCCCGCCCCACGCCAAGCACCUGCGCCUGGCCCUGGGGGGGUGCCUCUCCGCGCUGCCCCGGCUGUACCGCGCUUACCGCCAGCUGCCCCUGGUCAUCUGGCGCCUCUUCCUGGCCGAGGUGUGCAGCUGGAUGGCGCUCAUGACCUUCCUGCUCUUCUACACGGACUUCGUGGGCGAGGGGCUCUACCAGGGGGUGCCCACCGCCGCCCCGGGCUCUAUGGAGAGGCUGCGCUACGACGAGGGGAUACGGAUGGGGAGCCUGGGCCUGUUCCUGCAGUGCUCCACCUCGGUGGUCUUCUCCCUGCUGAUGGACAGGCUGGUGCGGUCGGUGGGCAUGAGGGCGGUGUACCUGAGCAGCAUGGCCGUACUGGCGCUGGCCACCCUGGUGAUGAGCCUCUCCCGCAGCCUCCCGCUCGUCACCGUCAUGGCCGCCGCCACCGGCUACACCUUCAGCACCCUGCAGAUCCUGCCCUACACCCUCACCUGCCUCUACCACGCCGACAUGCAGGCAUUUUUCCCUCGUUCCAAUUCACAAGCGUCCGAGGACCUAGAAAUAGCAGAGAGGACGUUGAUGCUGCCCCCUGGUGGCAUCAAGCAGCACUGCAGCAACGGGCAUCCCGGCGGGAUGCCGGGGUUGGGGUCUCCGGCCUCGGGGCUGGUCGCCGCCCCCACGCUGGGCCUGUACGUGUCGCUGCCCCUGGACGUCCCGCUGGCCACGCCCCCCCGCGGGUUACCGUCGGAGCCGCCGCGCGGGAUGGGCCUGGACCUGGCCAUCCUGGACAGCGCCUACCUGCUGUCGCAGCUGCUGCCCUCGCUGCUCCUGGGCUACGUGGUGCAGGUCACCCGCAGCGUGGCCACCUACAUGGCCUGCGCCUCCGCCUUCAGCCUGCUGGCCAUCUGCAUCUCCAGCAGGGUCAUCUUCGACAGGGCCGACCUGGAGCGCCGUGGGGUCGGACCGGCCCGGACCCAGGCCCCGGCCCGGAAAGGCUUUCUGGACGAAAGAACUUGAUACGGCAGCGGGGAGUCAGUCCACUAUCGCCCAGUCCAGCACCAAACUAUAUUUCCUUUUUUGAUUUAAAAAAAAGAAAGGAAGAAAAGAAGUGGAUUUAGUUGACUGUGCAGUGUUUACAUUACAAUGGUGAAAUUCUUUCGUGUAACAGAUAAGGAAAAGGGUGUGGAAAAGCAGAAGCCAGUGGGAUGGGUUUGCCUGGUGCGCAGCCUUAUUCAGGGAUCUCGGACAGAGCUGGGCUCUCUCUCCGUUAGGAAAUAUCUUUCUCUCAGGGAUAUGACAUCAUGGCACCACCUCUGGUUCGAACCUAUCCGGAGCCUGGAGUCCGGAGCGUUCUACACUGUUUACACGCCAUCACAGAAGCCUGCUUAAAAAACGUGCCCUCAUAGAUAUAACUUUUUUUUGGCAGCAAAGCAAGUGCAAAUGUUUGGACGUUAUAGGAGCACUAUAUCAUUUUUAAAAUGUGGAAUAUGACACAUUAAUCUCUCCAAAUUUGGAGACAUCAUCGUGUUGGAGGGAGGGUCAUGGGGCAGGAUAAAGCUACAAUAUUUGCUCUCAGGGACUAUGACAGCAGAAAAUGGCACGUAUUUUCUGCUUGUACGAGCAGUUCACUAUCACCAACUUUUUUUUUUUUUUGCAACUUCUGGUUUCCCCAAAAAGCUGCAUGACUCAUUUUGAAGUGACCAUCGCUGAUGAGUGGUUAAAUGGAUGCUGGUCUUAACCCACGGAAGAGCAGGCCUUUUUGAAUGCUUUUCAAACUUCUGAGUCAGUGUUCUAGAACCCCAUCGCUUUCCGUUACCAGCAGUGAUUGUGAGACAUCAGCAUUAGAAUGUUCUGUAACAAACAUUCUAAUCACAUAUUUGUGAUCUUACACCCUCAGCUAGAUCUAGUCUUUCAUAAGUUUCACCGAAGCCAGGUUUGUGAGCAUUUUGUAGCUUUCCAUUGAAGCCUGUGUAGUUAUCCUUUAGAAUGCUUGCAAAAAAUUGUUUAGUGUAUUGAAUGCAGCCAAUAACUGCCUCAGGAACUAUCCAGUUGCACAAAAAGAUGAUGCGUAAAACGAAAGACAUGUAGGCCUAAAUCUUACUGUAAAGGGUGUCGGUCUGCUGAGCUCAUGAUGUACAAUGAAAGGUGAAACAGUAAGCGCUGCUGAACAAUGCUGUACAUUUCUCCAUUGAGAGGGUUUCUGCCUGACUGACAGGACCAGGGUUCAAUAAGAGUGGUCAUGUGUUUUUUUAUUUUUUUUUUUAUUUAUCCUUUAGUUAUGCUGCUUUUCUCAAUGAUCAUGAACUCUCCUUUGCAAGAGAGAGAGAGAGAGGUCCGUUACGAUUGAUUGAGGGGUAGGGUGAAGUGAAUACAUGUGCUGUAGCACAAUCCAUCAACAUUUACAUUACGAUUUACAUUUAGGAAUAUAGCCAACGCUCUUGUGCAGAGUGACUUACGUAAGCGCGCCCAUACAGGUUUAGCUAACAAACAGCGCUGACGAUAAAUCAUCAGACUCACAACUGGCGAGCUUGAUAAGGGGGCCAGUCCAUUAUCACACACACACACACAAUAUUUGUAUAUACAGUAAAAUGUUUCACACGUAGAAGCCAGUGUGCCUCUCAUCAAAGCCCACAGCUCCAUCUGAACUUAUCUGCUUCAGAUGGCAAUCGCGGUACAACUGACGGAAAUGUUCCUGAAUUUCGUACAAAUUAAUCCAGCACGAGAAGCGCUUUCGUCCGCUCACGUUCCUCGUCUGGUUAUUUAUUAAUAACGCAGCGAAGGUUUAACGUCUGCAACCUCUCCCUCGACUGGCUUCCUCUGCAUUUUCAUUGGUCUGUAAAUGCAGUUAUGAAUGCGCUGUUGUGGGUGUAAUGGCUUUACUGUCUCAGGAGUGCCUUUGGUAAAUCUCAGAGAAGGGUAUUAUCAUUAUGCAUCUUUUUUUAUAGACUGAGGUAAGAAACUAACUACUGCAUCGAAGCAAGCUUUUAAAAUUAUAAACAAAUGAAAGGAUUACUGUAGAAGGAAAAAUACAACCAAAGUCAAAGUGCCAAAGUGAUCCAUAAGCAAUAAAUGAUGAGGUCAUUGGAGAGGCUGAAAAUUUUAUACUGCUGCUAGCCAAAUGUGGUGAUGCAAUCAUAUGAUAUUUCAGCUGUUCAGGUGACGUAAUGCCUUAUAUAGUAUGACUGCUGUUUGAAACAACAAGGCCUGGUCAAGCCUGGCAAUCAAACAAAGUUAACCAAACCAUCUGAAAGGGCAGAUA